Fusarium oxysporum Fo47 is the source of this 1383-nucleotide messenger RNA. RefSeq lists its product as uncharacterized. Bases 1 to 1383 code for a protein of 460 amino acids. The record is from RefSeq and is a predicted model, not a curated record. NCBI's taxonomy places the organism in Eukaryota, Fungi, Ascomycota, Sordariomycetes, Hypocreales, Nectriaceae. The transcript is spliced from 4 exons.
AUGACCUCAAAGAAGAAAGGUACCGCGCGUCGGACGGGGCCUUUUCUAUUUUCCUCACGCACGAGGACUACCAAGGACGUGCCUCCGAUCAUGAAACUACUCAGCGAACUUGGAUUUGGCGAUUCUGCAGACAAGGCGCUACUUAAUGAAUUCAACACUGCUCGUAAAUUUCACAUGAACCGCUUCAUAGAAGAAAAGAUAAUCGACGACAAAGAUAUGUUGGAGUGGUCCUCCGAGCCAUGCAAGCAAAAGAUUAGCAGGAUGGUCAAGGACUUCCUUCUAUACAACAGAAGAUCACACAAUAUAAAGGUUCGCAAAGAAAAGAGGCGUACCAAUCUCUUCGAGCGAGGGGAUGCGCCUGACGAGCCUAUUGCCCUUGAUCUAUCCAGCGAUGAGUCUGAUUACGAAUACCAAAGUCAGACUAUGCCCUCAGAUGCUGUCAUGCCGCUACCGAGUGUGGUUCAGGAUGAGCAUGUGAACCCUGAGCCAGCUCAGGAAUCUAGCCAACCUUCAGCAACAAGCCCUGUGCUGCCAACCAAAAGGCCUCUAUCACAAUCCGAGGCGUCACCGUUGCGCACAAAAUGCCCGCGUCUCAGCGGUUUCCGUGGACCCAUAGCCGAUCCGUUCUCUCGAGAUGCUAAUGUUCGGCUUGAAUCAGUCGCCCGAGCAGUUUCUCCCAGACAAGACCUUCGGAGGUCAAGUCGAAAAUCUGUUCCUAUGUCUGUUGCUUCCAUGGGUGAAGGGUCAGGAACGAAUGACACCCAGGAGCUAUCACCAGAGGCAGAGAGGAAUACCACGGAUGAGAUCGUCUGUGGGUUCAAAACUGCGAUACGAGUAGUUCCGCCUAUUGGAGAGGAUAGCAGUACUCAUAUUCCUGGAAAUGUAACAGAAAGAGCAGCUACAGACCAGCCUGUAAAGCUUGGAUCUACUCCACUCUCUCAGAACGAGACUACUGCCACGUCUGGGCGAGACAUUGAAGAGCUCAGCAGUAUCUCUUAUGACACAGCUGCGGCCAGGCGCUUACUGAGCUCCCAUCUCCGCGGGCACAAUACAGAUACUCCUACCCCUCUUCAAUUCUCUUUUUCCUUUCACGAUGGUAGUCACGGCGACCCGUUCAACAUUUCAGCAGUCGAAUUCUUCACAAUGACCCUCAAACAGUUUAUAGAUGUUCUACCCAUGAACGAUAAGGAAAUGAUAACAGGGCUAUGCAUACGCCAAUACGGGCCCAAGUUCUGUCUCCGGCAAGUGUAUCUGUACAACGAGGAUGUUUUUGGGAACAUUCGUCAGCAGUUUCUCCGUUGUAUUGAGAGCGAUACACGGGAUGUAAAAAACCACGGAAAGAGGCUGGACUACGAGAUUAGUAUUGAGCCACUUAGGGAGUGA